Molecule: messenger RNA, 2360 nt
Organism: Amborella trichopoda
Lineage: Eukaryota; Viridiplantae; Streptophyta; Magnoliopsida; Amborellales; Amborellaceae
Gene: VIP5
Product: plus-3 domain-containing protein
Cellular component (GO): Cdc73/Paf1 complex
Molecular function (GO): RNA polymerase II C-terminal domain phosphoserine binding; DNA binding
Source: RefSeq, a predicted model, not a curated record
AAAAGGAAGAUGGGACGCUGAUUUGGAAUACUUUGAAGAGGGUUUUUCUCUCUGAUUUGGGAUGUUGUUUGAGAGAAAGCCCUACGUAUACUACUUUGUGAAGCCCUAACUGAUUUUCAGAGAUUUGUGAAGCCCUAACUGAUUUUCAGAGACAGAAAAGCAGAGCUGAAGGAUUAAGUUUGGGGAACUAAUCCUAUAGUUUGGUUGAGAUUGACAGCACCGGCAUCAGUGAAGGAUGUCUGCAGACGACCUUGAGCACCUACUUCUUGAGGCAGCAGGGAGGACAUCCACAUCCGGAAGGAAGAAGCCUUCACAAACUCAGCCGAAGAGGAGACAUGAGGGUUCCUAUUCUGAUGACGGAAGCGACCCCAAAUACGAAAGUGAGGAUGAUGACGAUUCCGAUGGCCCUGGUUACCCGAGCCGAAAGCCCUCAGGAUCUCAAGUGCCUCUCAAAAAGAGAUUUGAAACUGCUGACAAGGACGACAUGAGGGGAAAAGGUGACCGUGAUGGUGGCAGUGAUGACUCUGACAGUGGGCUUUCGGUGGGCAGCGACCUCUACAAGGAUGAGAAUGAUAGAGAAGAGCUCUCGAGGAUGACGGAGCUCGAACGGGAGAUGAUAUUGACUGACAGAGCCGAUAGACGAGAUAAUUUAAUGAGGAUGAAGAAGGCAGAGCGACAGGGUGACAAGUCUCGGUCUACUGGGAAGGAAUUGAUGGCUCCCCCACAAGCUCGAGGGCGCUCCUCGGCGAAGUCAGACCGUAUGGCAAACAAGGAUGCUUUGACUGAACUGCUUGCUAAAAUGCAACGGAAGUCAAGGAAUAGGAGUGAGAGGCAAGAUUUGAUGGUUGUGAGGAACAAGGCGGCGGCAGCAGCAAGCCCUGUGAGCGACUCGCCACCGUCAAGUGGGGUGCGCAGCAGCAGUGAUGGCCGCGAGGUCUCAGUGGAGCUCGGUGAGAGUGACGAGGACGAAGGACCCACCUCGGGCUCAGAGCACCCAACCUUUGAGGACAUCAAGGGCAUCACAAUCCGAAGGUCUCGGCUUGCCAAGUGGUUCUUAGAGCCCUUCUUCGAGGAGGCGAUCGUGGGGUGCUUUGUCCGUGUGGGCAUUGGGACGUCGCGGUCAGGUCAGAGCAUCUACCGGCUCUGCAUGGUGCGAAAUGUUGAUGCCUCGGACCCUGACCGGCAGUACAAGUUCGAGAACCGCACCACUCACAAGUACCUCAACUGUGUAUGGGGAAGUGAGGCCUCGGCGGCAAGGUGGCAGAUGGCACGGAUCUCUGAUUCGGCACCUCUCGAGAAGGAGUUCUUGGAGUGGGUUCGCGAGGUUGAGAGGGGCGGGGGCCGCAUGCCCACAAAGCAGGAUGUAAUUGAUAAGGGCGAGGCAAUACAAAGGCUAAGCAGCAGUUUCGUGUACUCGGCUGCCACUGUGAAGCAGAUGCUGCAAGAGAAGAAAUCAGCAUCGACAAGGCCCUCAAACAUCGCUGCCGAGAAGGACAGGCUGCGCAAAGAGAUGGAGCUGGCGGAGAGCCGGCUCGACCAUGCUGAAGCUGAGAGGGUCAGGGCAAGGCUCCAAGAGCUCGAGAACCUCUCUCAACAAAGCAAAAAGAAGGAUGCGAAGGCAGUGAUGCUUGCUGAGAUGAAUAGGAGGAACAGGGCUGAGAACUUCAAGAAUGCGUCAGAGCUCAAGCCUGUUAACACAUCUCUCAAGGCAGGGGAGGCAGGGUACGACCCAUUUUCGAGGAGGUGGACCAGGUCUCGAAACUACUAUGUUUCGAAGCCCGAGGGAGGGGGAGAGGUUGUAAAGGAGGAGGCCGAGACGGCAGCAACGAAGGCGGCAUUAGAGGCAGCUGCAGAUGCAGGGAAGUUGGUAGAUACAAAGGCACCGGUGGAUGAGGGGACCGAGUCCCAUUCGCUGCAUGAUUUCGAGCUACCGAUAUCGCUGGCAGGAUUGCAGAGGUUUGGGGGGCCGCAGGGAGCGCAGCUGGCGUUCAUGGCGAGGAAGCAGCGCAUAGAGGCAACUAUUGGGGUGCGUGUUCCCGAGAAUGAUGGGCGAAGGCAUUCGCUGACGCUAAGUGUGAGCGAUUACAAGAGGCGUAGGGGCUUGGUGUAGUACAAGGAAGGCUGGGCACAGUGUGAUGGGGUUUGUUGGUGAUCGGUUUCUUCAUAUUGAAUGUGUGCGAGAACGGGGUCGGUUUGCUUUGAGGGGAAGCGUGGCGCAGUUGUGUGAUGAUUGUAGUUUACUUAUUUGAUUUAGUAUUUUCGUUUUUCUAUGAUAUCUUGUUUAUGCCUUCCAUGAAAUGGGUGAGUUUGAAUUCUGUUAUUGUUUUGCAGGAUUUAUUGCAUGCGUAUGAGUUGGGGGA